AUUACCAUUCUAGGCUGUCUAAAAUGGAAUAUUAUGUUUUAAAACAUAGUAACACAACACAGUUGCUUAAUUUUUAAUGGAUAAUAAGUAUUGUUCAUCUUCAUUCACCUAAUAUAACCGGAAUUGUAUAUUUUACUUUUGCAUCCAAUCAUUACGUCACAUAACAAAACACCUACAGUAUGCGAUGCAGCGAUGGAGACGUGUACAGUAGUUCAUAAAUGCUGUAAAUAAUUUGCCAAGUACAAUUUAUGGGACCAUAGCAUUUGUUUGUUUAUUUUUACAUUUUUAGUUCGUUUUAUUUUAAAACAUUGAAAUAUGUCUGUAGAAACGGACAUUAAUGUGUUCACAUUGAAUUGUUGGGGUAUCCCAGGAAUAUCCAAAAACAGGAAGACAAGAAUGAAUGCAAUAGCUAAAGAGCUGUCUUUGGGAAAAUAUGACAUUGUAUGCCUGCAAGAAGUGUGGUCUGAUAAUGAUUACAUUCAUAUCAAGAAAUUAGCACAUAGAGUAUUACCUUAUUCCCAUUAUUUUUACAGUGGUGUGUUUGGUUCUGGAGUGUGUAUAUUUUCACGAUACGUAAUUGAAAACGUGUUUUUCCACCAGUGGCCAGUGAAUGGCUAUAUUCAUAAGUUUCAUCAUGGUGACUGGUUUGGUGGCAAGGGAAUUGGUCUGUGUAGAGUUAUAUGCAAAGGCAUCAGUAUAAAUAUAUAUUCAGCCCAUUUACAUGCUGAAUAUAAUCACAGGAAUGAUGAAUACAUGGCACACAGAGUUUUGCAAGCAUUUGACAUGUCACAGUUCAUCUAUAUUACAUCAGCUAAUGCUGACAUAGUAAUCUUGGGUGGAGAUCUCAACACUGAACCAGGGGAUUUAUCAUACAAGAUAAUCUGUCACAAUGCUCAAUUACAAGACAGCUUCUUUCAAGCACAGCAAGUGUCAGCUAAUUGUGUAGGAACCAAUGAAUCGGUUCGAAAUAGCUAUACCUACAAGAGAUUGUGCGUGGAGAAGCCUGCAGGCAGUCGGAUAGAUUAUGUCAUGUAUAAGUCUAGGCCGGGCAUUGUGGUGCAGUGUCUGCAAUAUCAGUUUCCCCUGCCUGAGCAAGUUCCCGAACAAAAUUUCAGCUAUUCAGACCAUGAAGCAUUGCAGGUGUCCUUGAGGAUAGUCAAAACAUCCAAUGUGUUCGAAGAUGCAACAGUAAAUAAAACGGAAUACGUCGAAGCUCUGAAGGAGUGUGGUGCUGUGUGUGAUGCAGCACUAACAAGGCUGAACCAAGAUAAACGGUCCUAUUGGAUAUACUCUGCUGCUCUGUUCCUCACACUGUUGUGUACAACUGGUUCAGAAGCCCCUUUCAGCUGUUUCAAGACAUACGACAUAAUACGUAUUAUCGUUACCGUUCUGCUCUGCUUUACUAUAUUCAUGGCCUCUAUAUGGAAUCGUAUGGAAGUAAAUGCAAUUCUUGCAGGAAAAUUGGGAAUAGAGGUUGUUCAUUCAAAUUUGGUAGAUGGUAAUUUGAGUAAGAGAGAGAAUAGCUACUCAUGAUAUGUAUAACUUGACCAUCUGUUUUAAUUUGUUAAUUGUGUAAAUGACUUACUCUUUCUUGACAUUCCAAAGGUCAUGAUUCAUGAAUAAGUAUCCUCUUCAUAAGGCAUUUUCACCUUAAUGUCUAUGUCUGUAAACCACUAACUAUGUAUUGUCAAAAUCUAGAUUGAAAUGGAAUUCCAAAUUUUGUUCUGCUCACUUGCAGGUAAGCAUUCAUAACAAAAAAGUAUUUUUCCUACCUAAAACAGUACUUACAUGACUGGCAGCUGGGAGGGCGAAAGGAGGAGACCCAGCACGAGACCUGGAUACAUAGUUUUGCCACACUGAAACUUCUUUGCCCUUCCAUCUGUAGCAUUACAUGAUGUAGACAUUAUGGUCACUCCAUGAAUGCAGUGAUGCAACUCAAGAGCUUGACAGCCAAAUCUGCAUGUGAAUGAGAAAUGUGCCAUUUUGCAUACUUGGUUUCCUUUGUGGUAUUACAGGACAUCAUAAAACAAGUAAUUACAUGUAUUAAUAGUAACCUGGAAAUUUGAACACAAAAUGUGUGCUUCUAAAAAUUGGUUGUUGAAAUGACAAAUUCAGGACUCUUAUUACAAAUACCUUUCAGGCAAAGCCUGUGAAUACAUGUAUUAUGAUGUUGCAAAAUUGACUUGCAUGCUUGCACAGUAUCUUACUUAUUCUUUCCUGGUAAUCUGUAUGGAAAUUAUGGAAACAAGUUCAGACAGAUGUAAGCAUUGAAAUACACAAUUAGAACUGACACUGAAUGACAUGGGGACUAGUUAGUUAGGGCUGUAAUUGACUCCAAAGAGUUUGAUGAUGGUGUAUGGUAGUGAGCACGACUAAUAUUUUGGACUUGUCCAUCAUUUGAAGUUCUUCAAAAAGAAGUUUUGAAAACCAGAUCUGUUAACAUCACUAGGUGAAAAUGUGGAGAAAGAGGAUUCCUAAUUUCAGUCCCUGGGUCCAGUUUUCAAAAUGAUUUAGGACUUGAGGUUUUCACAGUGGUUAAUUCGAAGAUGGCUGUCUUUUGGGUUGUAGCACUAUGCAGUCUGGUAGAAGCCUCCCGAUGUUUCAGAGGUCCUUGUCGUCUCCAUCGCUCCUUGUCCUAAUGAGAGGCAGUAAGGACCUCUCAAAAGUUGGUAAACUCCUACCAGACUACAUAGCACUACAACCCAGAAAACAGCCAUCAUCAUCAUGUUGUAUCUGUAAAAUCUUAAGACAAUGGACAGUGUCCAGAAUAAUAAUAAUUUUGAUUAUCUUUAUUGUUAGUUGGAAAGUACAUCUUUAAGUAACUGUUAUAUACUACAGACAUAUUACACAAGCGACUUACCACGUUAUAAGAAGUUACUGCAUUUUAUCAAAAAUUAAAAUAAUAAACACAUUUGAAAGUCCCCAGAAAAGAGUGAAUUAAAGAGACACUCAUAUGUCACCAUUUGUGAUUUUGAGAGAUGGUAAUGGACCUCAUGAAGACAAUAAUUUUAAAAUAGAAUUUGAGCACUCCAGAAAAAUAGAAAUAUCCUACAUUGUACACUUAGUAUGUGUUAAAUAUUGACUAUUUGGUAUGGUUAUAGAUUCUUGUUGCAGUCUCAUAUUGCAGUUGACUCUCCCAUAAUACAGUAAACACAAUCAGAAAAUCUGCACUGUAUUGGCCAACAGUUAAGCUGUCUAUCCAGUCCAUGAAAUAUAACUCAUUGCCAUUAGUUUUGGUAUUAGAAAAUAAAUAAUAUUUCUAGAGACUGUGUUACAAGAGAGUCAAUUGCACUGUGGCUGUAAAAUGGAAAAGUAUGAAUAAGAUUAAGUGUACCUCUGAGAUAUACUAUCAGAACUCCAUUUACAAAAUGGAAGUGACUCCACAGGUAUACAGAGGAGUUCAGUGGUAAAUGUUGAAAAAUGGUGUUAAAAAUAUUAGCAAAAAAGUACUUUCUUUUAUAUUACUGUUUUAAAGAAAUUAGUUAUGAACUGUUUUAGAAGUCAUUUGAAGGCUAGUGCUUUUGUAAAGUUACAAAUAUCAUUGCAAAACCUUAUAAACUGCUCAUAUUUAAAAAUAUUCGCAAUUCUCAUAAAUAUAUAUUACAGAAACACUAAAUUGCUCAUAUAAAUGUUGUUGGCUGAUACAAGGCACAUAACUACCUGAUUAGCUCAAAUCUUUUUGCAUAUGAAUGCUCUACACAUGCAUAUGUACUACUGAAUAUGGUUAUACAUGUUGUACAAGAUUCAAUCUGAAAUAUAACUGACCUUGAAUUAUCUGGCUUUGAACUAUCAGUAAUUCCACUGACAUCAGUGUGAAGCAUAAGCUUCACAUAAUGGGGUUAUACCACUACUGCCAAAUAAGAAUACAUUAAGUUUUUACAGAUUCAAGAUAAAACUGAAACAAACAUUAGAGAAAAUGAUGAGGUCAGUUACUUAAAAUUAUGUCUUGGAGAAAAUGGUAGUCACAUAUGACAAAUCUGAACCAAAACUGUGAGCAUGCGAGGUUUAUACAGAUGAUUAAGGGAACAGUUUAUAACACCCAAAUCAAAUCAGUUAUACACAAUAUCGAUACUUCCAUGUGCCCAAAUAAAGAUAUGACACAUUUCUUUCCAUUUAUGGUUUGUUAUUCCUCCAAUGUGCACGAUAAUCAAGUAUUAGCUGUGUGUCUAGAUAAGGUAUGGUUCAUAUAUGUAUAUCUAAUAAAAAGUUAUUUCUUUGUGUAUGAUGUGCCAAAAAUUGCUCUUAUCCUCUUGCUCAUUUGUAAGAAAUUUGGUAUUAGAGAAAGACAAAACUGAAGAACCAUCAGCAAAUAUGGAGCCACUGGACUGUGUUUAAUAUAAUUUCCAGCACCAUGCACUGCUGCUGAAUAAUAUUUGUCACUGAACUGUAUGAAAUUAGAAUACAAAUAAAGACCAUAAACAAAGGUA
Molecule: messenger RNA, 4427 nt
Organism: Zootermopsis nevadensis
Lineage: Eukaryota; Metazoa; Arthropoda; Insecta; Blattodea; Termopsidae
Gene: nSMase
Product: neutral sphingomyelinase
Molecular function (GO): sphingomyelin phosphodiesterase activity
Source: RefSeq, a predicted model, not a curated record